UUUAAAUGAGUUUGCAGAGAUAACAAGGUUAAAUUGUGAUGCAUUUGACCCUUUAGAGAACUUUGAUGUUGAUCACCAUGAUUUCUGGAAAGAAAUGAAAAUACCAACAACCCUUGAUGGUCCUAUGUGGAGUGAGUUGGUAAAGGUUAUUGAUUCUAGCAAAACAUGGCAUCUUGAUAAGAGGAUGAUGGUUGGUAGGUUAUGUUUGUUGUCAGUAUGCGUACAUGGAAUUCAUCAUACAUCUAGAAUCCCGUUGGCAACCGCUAAGAGAGUUUUAGAUCCAGUUGCUUUUGAAAAACAUCCAUGGGGUCGGUUUGCUUUUAGUAGUCUAGUGAAUUCUGUGAAGAUGGUUGACUAUGACAGAGAUUCAUACACCAUACACGGGUGUGUUCAUGCUUUGUUAAUUUGGUUGUAUGAGAGUGUUACUGGAAUAGGAGAAAGUUAUGGGGUUAGAAGGAUAGAAACCACUGGUGUUCCACUUCUUGAUUGGCGAUCAUCUCGAAAACGUAUCAACUUCACAAACUUCAUCCAAAACGAGAAGAAGUUGCAUGGACAGGUUCGUGUUAGGCAUAUGUUUCAUGUUUCAGAGGAAAACAUGUAUCCUCUAUGGUCUGACGCAGAUGAGCAUACAUAUCUACACCUAGACGAGCUACUUAAAGAUCUCAUUCAUAACCGUUUGUCUCUAGAUGCUUGGAGUUGUGUCAAAACAGUUGGUAUAAGUUCAAAAAAGAAGAAAAGAAGUGUUGAAGCUGAUAAGGUGAAUGACAAC
This is a messenger RNA of Camelina sativa (false flax), 769 nucleotides long. RefSeq lists its product as uncharacterized. NCBI's taxonomy places the organism in Eukaryota, Viridiplantae, Streptophyta, Magnoliopsida, Brassicales, Brassicaceae. The record is from RefSeq and is a predicted model, not a curated record.